AUGGCAGAGAUAUUGGGAGCUGUAUCUAGUAUUGCGACCCUGAUCGAACUGUCCUUCAAGGUCUCAAGAUAUCUUGUCAGUGUCAAAGAUGGUUCCAAAGACCGCGAUAGACUCCGGCAGGAACUUUCUAGUAUUGCAGGCCUGUUGUUCUUCAUGAAAGACCAGGCAACUCUGGCUCUGGCCGGAGAGGAUCCUGCCAUUUCAUCUACCCUUGAAGUGCUCAUGGGGCCACAGGGACCGAUUGCGCAAUUCCAGCAGUCGCUAGAUAUACUUGAGUCAAAGUUGGCUGGUGGAAAGAUUGGUAAAGCAAUCAUAUGGCCGUUUCGCAAAGAUGAAGUGAAGGACAUUCUUGCAAGGCUUGAGAGACAGAAAUCGCUUUUUGUUCUAGCGCAGCAAAACGAUCAAGUCCAUCUGUCCCAAGCGAUAAGGUCUGACAUCGCCAACCUGAAUCAGGUGACACUUCGUGUGGAUACGAAACUAUCUGAUCUUGCUCGAGACCAUACUCUCCUACAAGAGUCACACCGAACGCAGCAAGAUGCUCUGAGAAAACAGUCCGUCUUAGAUUGGCUGUCUCUCAUCAACUUCCGUAGCCAACAGAACGAUCUAUACUCAAAGUGUCAACCUGGUUCUGGUCAAUGGCUUUUAGAAUCCGAGGUCUUCAAGAAUUGGAUAAAUCGACACGGUGCCGUCCUCCAUGGGAAAGGCAUCCCAGGGGCAGGCAAAACCUUCCUCGCCUCAAAGGUCAUUCACCAUCUCGAAGCACAAACAAGUGCCCCCAAAGCUACAAUCGUGUACGUCUACUGUAACUACCAGGAAUCUCACAUCCAGACGCUGGAUAAUCUACUGGCUAGCAUUCUCGGACAAAUGGUGCAGCGAAUGACCAAUGUCCCUCCAGAACUCGAUGCGUUGUAUGGCACACACAUGAUCAACAAGACUAGACCUACCAAGGCUGAGCUUCAACCAAUAAUGCAAAGCAUCUGUGAACAAGGCAAAAGAACGUAUCUCGUCCUAGAUGCGCUUGAUGAAUAUCAAGAUUCCCGAACCAUUAUCACCAUGCUGGAUCAACUACAGCAAUACGGCUUCAAUUUGUUGAUUACCUCAAGGCCUAAUGUCUCUCUUGUGGAAUAUCUCAACGAUGUCGUGGUUGAGGAGAUACGUGCCAAUGACGAUGACGUUAGACUGUACUUGAAGGCUCGUUUACCUGCAUUGCAAUGCAUCAAGACCAGAUUGGAGAUUCAGACCGUGGUGGUCGACGAGAUUCUACGAGCAGCUGACGGAAUGUUUCUGCUUGUUCGUCUGCAUUUUGAUUCACUCCUCGACAGAGCUAGCCCAAAAGCCAUCAAAAUGGCCCUUCAAGAAAUUCCGAAGGGAACUACUGCUUUGACGUCAAUAUAUGACAGCGUGAUGGCCCGAAUUUAUGACCAGACACCUUACGCUCGCGAUCAGGCGAUUAAAGUUCUCUCAUGGUUAUUUUUCUCGGUGCGUGCACUAAGUGUUGAAGAGCUUUGCUAUGCGCUAGCAAUUGAGCCUGGCUCAGAUGCCUUUGAUCAUGACAACCUUUCGAACAUCGAAGAUCUGGUCGCCGUCUGCAAAGGUCUUGUAUCUGUUCAUCAAGAGAGUGAAAUGGUUCGGCUGUCGCACUACACUCUUCAAGAGUAUUUCUUGCAGACAGCUGCGCGAUAUCUACAAGACGGUGAACUGACCAUCGCCUCGUCAUGUUUGACUUGUUUGUCGUACAAGAACACAAGCUUCUAUACCAAAGGCGAAAAGUCCCCUGGCUCGGGUGGCUACAAGGACUCGAGUGACUUUACACUACAAAUAAGUGAUACCAAAAGCCAAAAGAAAGACAUCAUCAGCAAGUGCGAUGCCGAGCAAUGUCCAAGUUUACUACUAUUAGAGCCCCUGUUUCUCUAUGCUUCAAAAUACUGGGGGCAUCACGCUCUCCAUGUUCAAAACGAAGUUAAAGAACUAGCCUUACGGUUCCUGGCCCUAGGGCCUAAUGUGAGAACAGCAUAUAGUGUCAUGAAUGAAUACGAUUAUCCUACUCGUGAUGGACGACACACAUUGAUACAGGGCGCUCAUUUGUGUGCCUUUUUCGACCUAGAUAUAUUAUUCCCAGCGCUCUUGCACUUAUAUGGAAAUCCUGACGUACGAGAUCAUUGUGAUCGAACCCCAUUGAUUUGGGCUGUUAUGGGAGGAAGCCUUUCAGUCAUUCGUCUACUGAUGGAAUUGCCUGAAGUGGACUUCAAUUCCAGCAGCUCAGAGGAUUAUUAUUACUCCUCACAGAUUGCCUUUGACGGCAUUCGCCGAAAAGGGAAUUCCAGGCGCACAGAUUAUGAUAGGGCUUUCUUGAGUUCGGACGGCAGUAUAUCGCACACUAGCGCAGCUACACCGCUAAUGAUAGCAAUUUUCAUGGGCAAUCAUGAAGUUACAAAGAUUCUUCUGCAGCAUAAGGAUGUGGAUGUCAAUCUACAAGACAGCUUAAACAGGUCUCCGCUGGCAAUAGCGGCGGGUCAGGGAUUUACAGAUAUUGUCGAUUUAUUAUUAGGUCACCCGAAGAUUGAUGUGAACGCAAGAGAUGACAGCAAUCACACUGCACUGUCUUACGCAGUACGUGGAUGUCAUGGUCUUGUUCUUCAGUCACUUUUAGCAAGAAAGGACAUCAAGUUGGACUACAGCUACGAAGUGGACCACUCACUAUUACAGGAUGCUACCCGACGAGGUAGUUACGAAGUACUCGAUGCGCUGUUGACUAAGACAGAUAUCUUGUCAUAUACGCAGCCAGAGCACAAGCGGGACAUUCUAUCUUAUGCCGCCGAAGGUGGCUUUCCAACAAUGGUGAAGCAGGCUUUACUACAAGAAAAGGUUGAUAUAAAUGCUCAAGACGGCUGUGGAACCACCGCACUCAUGUAUGCAGCCGACGGAGGACACGAGGCUGUAGUAAAACAACUCCUGUCAAUGCAAGCCAUUCAAGUCAACCUCACAGACUGUCUCGGACGAACAGCAUUAGUGCUUGCCGCUGGAAAUGGACACGAUAAGAUAGUAAGCUUGCUGUUGAAAUCUGAAGAAAUUGAUCCGAACGCUGUCGACGACUUGGGCUGGAGACCUCUUAGCAUUGCAGCAGACGCCGGAUCUUUGUCAACCGUGAAUAUCCUUCUGUCUCAUCGUAGGAUCGAUUUGAAUCGGAAGGACGAUGGAGGCCAGGCACUGCUUCAUUGGGUGGCUGAAAACCGGACAGAUGUCCCAAUCGUACAGGCAUUCCUAGCAAGAGAAGAUAUUGAUGUAGAACUGCUUCGUGAUGAUGGGAAAACCCCACUCAUUUUAGCGGCAUGGUCAGACGAACGUUUAGCUACAGUGCAGCUUCUUGUCGCGCAUCCGGGCGUCAACCCUGUAGCCCGGGACAACUUCGGUUGGACAGCGUUGGACUACGCUCUGGUCUUGAAGCAAUUCGAGAACAUCAAAGUAUUUCUCUCUCUGGAAGCUUUCAAACCUCUAAUCCAAAAAUGGGUGAGGGAAGAUGGCUAUCUUUACACGGAAGACAUCGUUCCGAAAUUCGAGAAGCAGAGGUAUCAGAUCAUGAAAUUUACGGUCACAUUCGAUGAAUAUACCCUGUAUACAGGAAAUGAUUUAUAG
This is a messenger RNA of Bacidia gigantensis, 3633 nucleotides long. RefSeq lists its product as uncharacterized. NCBI's taxonomy places the organism in Eukaryota, Fungi, Ascomycota, Lecanoromycetes, Lecanorales, Ramalinaceae. The record is from RefSeq and is a predicted model, not a curated record. Gene Ontology annotation, molecular function: protein binding. Bases 1 to 3633 code for a protein of 1210 amino acids. The transcript has 4 exons.